This is a messenger RNA of Oryza brachyantha (malo sina), 1673 nucleotides long. RefSeq names its product F-box/kelch-repeat protein At1g30090. The record is from RefSeq and is a predicted model, not a curated record. The coding region runs from base 263 to 1483 and encodes 406 amino acids. Gene Ontology annotation, molecular function: protein binding. Lineage: Eukaryota; Viridiplantae; Streptophyta; Magnoliopsida; Poales; Poaceae. The transcript has 2 exons.
GUUUGACCCUUCCUUCCUUCCUUUCUUUGGUUGGUAGUUAAAAAGAAGAACAAACACCAUUCUUGCAAAUGUCAGGGGGAGCUUUUCCUCUCCUGCAUCAGCUGCAGUGCAGGUCUUCCUCUGUGCAGUACUAUUAGCUUGUGCUGGAAACGGUCCUGGAAAUCAAGGCUUCUUGUAGAUCUUGGGGAAAAGAUCCUCUCUUUCUGCAGGAAUUCAAGGCAUUGUUGGUGCCCUCUUCAGCUCUGCUAACUCUAAGACGAGUAUGCGCCGCGUCCGGGUCUCAUCCCACCAGUCUCCAGUUCACAAGCUUGGUGAUUCACAGAUGAAACUGACACCCAAAUUCCGGCUUGCCACGACCUCUGCAUUGCCAUCGUCGACGCCGUCCUCUGAUUUGGAGCAAACCUCAUGGGAGACACCCCUCAUACCUGGCCUUCCUGAUGAUGCUGCUCUAAAUUGUCUCCUCCGGCUACCUGUUGAGACCCAUGAGGCAUGCCGGCUUGUGUGUCGCCGGUGGCACCACCUCCUAGCCGACAAGGCGCGGUUCUUCAUGCAGAGGAAGGUGAUGGGCUUCCGGUCACCGUUGUUGUUCACUCUGGCAUUCCACCGUUGCACAGGUAAGAUACAAUGGAAGGUGCUGGACCUGAACUACUUAACCUGGCACACAAUUCCUGCCAUGCCGUGUCGGGACCGGGCUUGCCCCCGAGGUUUCGGUUGUGUCGCAAUCCCUAGUGAUGGCACCCUCCUUGUUUGCGGCGGGUUGGUCUCGGACAUGGAUUGCCCACUGCACUUGGUCCUCAAGUAUGAUGUUUACAAGAACCGCUGGACUGUCAUGACUCGGAUGCUUGCUGCUCGGUCGUUCUUUGCCGGUGGUGUCAUCGAUGGGCGGGUUUAUGUUGCUGGAGGUUAUAGUACUGAUCAAUUUGAGCUCAAUUCAGCAGAGGUUCUUGAUCCUGAUAAGGGUGCCUGGCAACCUGUUGCUAGUAUGGGCAUGAACAUGGCAUCAUCGGAUUCUGCUGUCAUCAAUGGUAGGCUUUAUGUCACUGAAGGCUGUGCAUGGCCUUUCUUCUCCUCGCCGAGAGGCCAGGUUUAUGACCCAAAGAUUGACCGGUGGGAGACGAUGCCAGUUGGGAUGCGUGAAGGGUGGACGGGUUUAAGUGUUGUAAUUGAUGAACAUUUGUUCGUCAUUUCAGAAUAUGAGAGGAUGAAAGUUAAGGUCUAUGAUCCGGAUACGGACUCGUGGGACUCUGUAAAAGGCCCUCCUAUGCCUGAGCGAAUUAUGAAGCCUUUUUCGGUGAGUUGUUUGGACAAUAAGAUGGUUGUUGUUGGCCGAGGCCUCCAUGUAGCUAUUGGACAUGUCAAGAAGCAACCUGGUAGCCAUCCUGAUAGUAGGAGUUCAAGCUACUUAAUUCAAUGGCAAGAUGUGGAUGUUCCGAGGGAAUUUGGUGAUCUCACACCUUCAAACAGUCAGAUUUUGCAUGCUUAACUGCUGCUACUGCCGGAUCUGCAGAAACACCACCCUUGUUCUUUCAUUCUAUUUGCUCAACGGGUUGAGGAGCUAUUCUGAGCUGUAAAAUUGCUGUGCUCUGUAUGUUAAGUCUCUUUCCCAGUUAAUUUUACAUCCUGUAAGUGCUAUAUCAGUAAGUAAAUAAAUAAACUCAAGAGUGUAAGUAGAA